UGGCACAGAAGCGGCGUCGUUUUUUCUGUGUUCCAGUCGCGUUCUUGAUGUUGUUCGGUACUUGGACAUCGUCGCCUUUGACGGGGGCAACACGUCUCAUUGCCGGACUCCUCUAGUGGGCAAUGCGGGGGGUUCACCAUGACAUCGUCCUCGUCGUCGUUCCUCCAGCUCGCUGGCGAUGACUUGGAGGCGGCGGGGUCGUGGCUGGAGUCCCAUCCUGGCCUGCUGGAGACCUGGCUACGAGAACAUGCGUCUCCCGAACUUCGUCAAAGAGUUCAGCAGGCCGUAUUGCCCACCGGGUCCAGUUCCACUUCCCCCACCUCGUCGACGACGUUUCCCAAUAGAAAUAACAUUACCGCUGAUCUUUUCCAGCUUUGGCUGGCCAGCGCACCCACCAAAAAUGAAUUACAGCCCCAAAAUGUCCGUCCGACGAAAAGAGACUUGGAAAGCAUGGACGAAUCGGAGCUAUUCAUGGAGCUCAUCCGCGAUGUGGCGAACGAGCUGGAUAUCGACGUCCUGUGCCACAAGAUCCUAGUCAACGUGUGCCUACUGACUCACGCCGACAGGGGUUCGCUUUUCCUUGUGCGCGGCCCACCUAACGACCGGUAUCUCGUCGCCAAGCUGUUCGACGUACGUCACGAUACUCCUUUCGAGGAAGCCGUCAAAUUAGCCAGACACGAGGAUAUUCGGAUCCCAUUCGGGGUUGGCAUCGCCGGUCUCGCCGCCAAAAAUAAAACGCUCGUUAACAUCAAGGAUGCCUACAACGACCCAAGAUUUAACAGCGAGAUAGAUCUGAAAACAGGAUACAAAACAAAUUUAAUAUUGUGCAUGCCAAUUUGCAAUUAUGAAGGUCAAGUCAUCGGAGUUGCCCAGAUAAUCAACAAAGUUGACGAAACUUUAGAAUUCUCACCACGAGAUGUGGAAGUAUUUCAGCGAUAUCUCACAUUUUGUGGAAUCGGCAUUCAAAAUGCUCAGCUAUUUGAAGUUUCAGUCAUGGAAUACAGAAGGAAUCAGAUACUUCUUAAUCUUGCUAGAAGCAUAUUCGAGGAACAAAAUAAUUUGGAAUGUUUGGUUACGAAGAUAAUGAGAGAAGCGCAAGAUCUUUUGAAAUGUGAUCGAUGUGCGGUGUACCUACUAGAUCUAGACUGCUGUGAAUCGAAUCAUUUAGAAAACAUCUUGGAGCGUCCCGGAAAAACUAAAUUAACCCAAGCGUCUAUUCAAGAGAAACAAACUUCUAACGAAACUUCAAACACAAUAAUGGUAGACCAAGGCAAGCGAAAGACUACAGGAAAUUGCAGAUUUACUACUGUAUUCGAAUUACGAGCUGGUGGCGCACAAACCCUCAUGUCAAGACCGUCGUCCUUCGACCUGCAAACAUCCACAUUAGGUCAAAUAGCGGCAUACAGUGCCACAACUGGUCAAAUAUUAAACAUAGUGGAUGUCCAAGCGUGGCUAAAAGAAAAAUAUGAUAUGACAGAUGCAGAUUUCGCCGAAACGUUGCUUUGCAUGCCGAUCGUGAACGGUCAGAAGAAUAUUAUUGGGGUGGCACAAAUGAUUAAUAAAGCUAAUGGAUUGCCUUUCUCCGACUGUGAUGUGUCAUUAUUUGAAGCGUUCGCUAUUUUUUGCGGCCUCGGUAUCCAUAAUACCCAAAUGUACGAGAAUGCUUGCAAAUUGAUGGCAAAGCAGAAGGUAGCUCUUGAAUGCCUUUCUUAUCACGCCACUGCAAGCAAUGACGCUGUCGAACAACUUCUAAAGGAAGAGAUACCAUCUGCGGAAACGUUCAACUUACAAAACUUCACAUUCAUAGAUUUCGAGCUUUCUGACCUGGAAACAUGUAAGGCGACUAUCAGGAUGUUUCUUGACUGCAAUCUCGUGCAGCAAUUUCAUAUCCCAUACGAAGUCCUUUGUCGUUGGGUUUUGUCAGUAAAAAAAAACUAUCGGCCUGUCAAAUAUCACAACUGGAGACAUGCCCUCAACGUGGCACAAACAAUGUUUGCGAUGUUCAAGACUGGAAAAAUGGACCGUUUCAUGAGUGACUUAGAUGUUUUGGGUCUCUUAGUGGCCUGCCUCUGUCACGAUUUGGAUCAUCGUGGUACAAAUAAUGCCUUUCAAACAAAAACCGACUCGCCACUGGCUGUUUUGUAUUCUACAAGCACCAUGGAACAUCAUCAUUUCGACCAAUGCGUUAUGAUACUCAACACUGAUAGCAACAAUAUUUUUCAAGAGUUAUCGCCUGAAGAUUACAAAAAAGUGAUGCAUCUAGUAGAAACAGCCAUUCUAUCUACCGAUCUAGCGAUGUAUUUCAAGAAGAGGAAUAAGUUCCUUGAACUCGUGGAAAACGGAGAAUUCGAUUGGCAAAGUGAUGACAAAAAAGAACUUUUAUCCAGCAUGCUAAUGACUGCUUGUGAUGUAAGUGCUAUUUCUAAACCCUGGGAAGUUCAACAUCGAGUGGCAAAACUUGUUGCAGAUGAAUUUUUUGACCAAGGCGAUCUUGAAAAGAUGCAACUUAAUCAGCAACCGGUGGCAAUGAUGGACAGAGAGAGGAAGGAUGAACUUCCUCAAAUGCAGGUAGGUUUCAUUGAUGUAAUAUGCCUACCUUUGUACAAAGUAUUAUCGGACACAUUCCCGUGGAUUAAUCCCUUGUAUCAAGGGACUCUGGAAAACAGAAAACACUGGCAGGAUUUGGCCGAAAAGGUCGAAAUGGGUCUCACAUGGAUAGACCAUGAUACCAUCGACAAACCUGUGGAAGCUCUAAAAGACCCAGAAUUAUCAAAAGACAUUGAACUAACCGUUCAUACCCUCCAUACUACCCCUGUUUGUCAACCAGUUUCUCCAGUAGAACAUAAACAUAAAAGAAAACACAAAAUCUGUUGCAUAUUGUGACACAUGUCAAAAUAAAUAUUAAAUAGNAUA
Messenger RNA from Agrilus planipennis (emerald ash borer), 2913 nucleotides. Its product is annotated as cGMP-specific 3',5'-cyclic phosphodiesterase. Bases 139 to 2883 code for a protein of 914 amino acids. Gene Ontology annotation, biological process: signal transduction. The record is from RefSeq and is a predicted model, not a curated record. NCBI's taxonomy places the organism in Eukaryota, Metazoa, Arthropoda, Insecta, Coleoptera, Buprestidae. Gene Ontology annotation, molecular function: 3',5'-cyclic-nucleotide phosphodiesterase activity; protein binding. The transcript has 12 exons.